Molecule: messenger RNA, 1419 nt
Organism: Pieris macdunnoughi
Lineage: Eukaryota; Metazoa; Arthropoda; Insecta; Lepidoptera; Pieridae
Source: the annotation of a GenBank genome assembly
AUGGUUCGUCCAUUACUUACAAUUACUGUUGAAAUCGACGGUCAAAUCGAUUUAGGUCAAGGUUGGCUACAUGAAUUUCCCAUUUGGACACAAAAAGAAAAAAGAUAUUCACAAUUCCUUCGGACUGACGAACCCAAACCUUAUAAAUUAGCUCCUACUGUCGGAGAAGAACAGCACGAUAACACCGCAUUACAAAAACUUAUAGACAGUGUUAACAUAUCUUCGAAUAUAAAUACCUUGCUCCAACAUCCAUCCAUCCAAUCCAAGAAAACGAAAGAAUAUCAAAAACAAAAUAAAAAUGAGAAAAACAGCAAAAAGAAAAACAAGAAAAGAGGAAAGAAAAAAACUAAGAAAUACGCAUCUAUAGAAAGUCUUGAUCAUGAUAAAAUAAAUUUGGACGAUGUUUCACCAAAGAUUCAUGUUAUACCAAGAAAAGGAGUAACAAGAGCAAUAGACACGGAGAGAAGUAAAGAGAUCAAAGCUCGUAAAAUUAAAGAAGACACAAAAAUAAACGAUUUCAUCCAACACAUUUUUAAACAAACGCUCAAAGUAUUUAAUGAUAUUAAAUCGAAAACAACGGAUAGUAAACUAAAGCACGAAAUUAAUUCACUUAAACACACUUUCAAUGAAAAAUUUGGUAAAUUUAUAUCAGAAACUUACAAUCACACGCUUAGAACGAAUUUAGGAAAACAGAAAAUAAUUCUUAAUACAAUUGAUACAUCUCAUAAACUAUUACAACGACUUAUUAAUAAUUUAUACAAAGAUAUGAAUAAGGAAUCGUUAAGAACACCGCUAAAUGAAGUAAAUGUAUUCCAAAAAGAAGUAGAUCGCGAAAGAGAUCUAGAAAAUAAACAUGCGUGUAAGCAGUUUCGUAUAUGUCACCUUAAUGAUGAAUUUAGUGACUUUGUUUCUGAUAUAAUAGUUGUUAUUUUACUAUCAGAUGAUGGAAAAGUAAAACAGGCAUCUGACGCUCUAACCGAGGCGGUUAAAAAUACAGACUUUGAUAACGUUCUUAAUUACGAUUUACAAAAUAAACUCAAAAGCUAUUUGGGCAAUAUAGAGAAGUGGGAUGCCUUCAUGACGAGAGCUAUGUUCAUAGCUGUCAAAAGUCUAAUAAGAAACAAAAAUAAACCAAUAGCGAUUUAUAAUAGUCAAGACAAUUAUUUAGCUAAUAAAACUAUAGCUUUUCAAAACAUUAUCAAUUUGGCUGAUGAAAAAUUACCCAAAAAUGAUAAUGUCAACGAAUGGGAGAAAAUAAAGCAAGAUUUAAUCGAUUGGAAAGAAGAUAAAAAUAAGGAACCUCUUAAAAUAGCCGAAAAUUUUGUUAGACAUUUUAAAGAGAAAGUGUUGGAUAAAUUGGAUUAUGAUGGCAGGAAGCAGUUUAAUAAAUCUAUGGAGGUUUUAUUGUCACAUUUUUAA